CGUCGAAUGAAUGAAGCACCCCUCUCCUUCUCACGUCGCUCACCACUAUGAUCAUGCGUCUGUUGUUGCCAUUGGCAGAUCUGAGAGCAUGUCUGCUCCUGGCGCUAUGGUGGCUCUCUCUCUCGCUCGACCUCGUUGCUGCUGAGGCCCGCGCGAGUCAGCGGGUGUUUCAGGAGCAGGACCGAUCCGAUGAGGCAGCGGUCAUCCCCGCUUGCUACCCCUUCUGCGGCCAUGACGAAUACGGGUCCCGAGGGCAAGAGACACCAACGAUUGCUUCGGACCUCGCCAGGGUACAUGCGCCCCACCUCGGCAACCUCCAUUUUGUCGAUCCUCGCAUAGGCACCUCAGGCCCCGACGAGUCCGAGUACGGGGGCAUGGUCCCCAGCGUGUCGAGGCCGUUUGCAGGCGUGAGGUGGACGCCCAUGACGAGGCUCAACAAUGUGAGCCACUGCGCCUACCACGACGACGAUCGGACGUACAUUGGGGCACUCGGAUCGAGGCAGCCGGCCAUCUGGAUGGGCGACUACGGCUUCGCCACACUCUUCCCUGGCCGUGGCCAAGACAUCGAGGUCGAGCCCGACAAGAGGGGCUGGCACUUCACGCGCGAGGCAGAGUACGUGAGUGCGUUUGAGCACGACGUCCUCCUCUCGCGUCGGCAAAAGGAGGGGCCGGGCGAGAUCUUUGCUCGGAUGACGGGCGCAAGCCGAGCCGCCAUGCUCGAGUACCGCUUCAGGCAGCCGUCGAAGGAUGCCGCAAAGGGCAAAGAGAGCAUGCCCUACCUCGUCGUGCAAGCCUCUCGACCCGAGUGGAGGGGCUCCGUCUACAUCGAUGCCGCUGCGGGCGAGGUCUCUGGGUGGAAUUCGGAGCAGAUGGACUAUCGCCUGGGGCCCAACGAGGCCCUCGGCUUCAAAGGCUACUUUGUCUUUGCAUUCGAGCACCAGCAAAGGAGAGGGAGUGAGAAAGCCACGCAUGGUGAUGAGACAGUGGAACACUGGGAAAAGGGGUUUCCAGGGGACUAUGGGACUAUGUUCACCAAUGCUUCGGGCGUCUUUCCUGGUGAGCCAAAGGCUCGUCGACGCACCAACGACCUCGGAACGUAUGCCUUUGUGCGCUUUCCACAAGACACCUCCAGGAUCCGCGUUCGCGUCGGAAUGAGCAUGAUCGACAUUGCACAGGCCCGACGCAACCUGCAGCAGGAGGUGGGGGGCUACGCCUCCUUCGACGAUGCCGUCGCCGCCACUCGAUCGGCCUGGCGGGAAAAGGUGGACCAGGUGCAGAUCCAAGAGGGCGGAACAGAGGCACAGAAGCGCAUCGUCUAUACGGCCAUGCUCCACAGCCUCCAAUACCCGGCCGAGCAUGCCGAGCCAGACGACAGCUCCUCUUCGCUGCGCUACUACUCUGCCUAUCUCGAUGACGUCGUCAGCGUACCAUCCGAACCGGGGCACGGGUCGAUGCGCUACCAGUCCUACUCGAUCUGGGACACAUUUCGUGCCGAGAUGGGCUUCCUGAUCCUCUUUGAGCCCAGGCGGAUCGUCGACAUGCUCCGCUCCAUGCUCGACAUGUACGACGAGGGCGGCUUCCUGCCCAUGUGGUCCACGGGCACAGGCGAGACAAACAUCAUGAUCGGCACUCAUGCUGACUCUGUCCUGGCCGAGGCCCUCGUCAAGGGCGUGGGCUUCGGCAAUGAUGUCGACGCAGAGGAUCGCUUGGACCUCGACAAGAUCUGGGAGGCUGUCCGAAAAGACGCUCACCAACCCCCGCCGCUCAAUGACCAGCUUCGGUUUGCCGACCGCGAGGAGUUCACGCCCUACGAGGUUCGCGCUGGCCUCGAUGCCUACGAUUCCAUGGGCUACGUCCCGCUGGAUCGGUGGGACGAGUCGACCUCGAGGACGCUCGACUACGCAUACGACGAUGCAGCCGUCGCCGUCGUUGGUCUACUGCUCAACAAAAGCCAGGCCGAGGUGCAACGGCUGGAGACCAGGAGCCGAAACUACCGAAACGUCUUCAACGAAGGCACUGGCAGGAUGGCCGCGCGCUUCUCCAAUGGAACCUUUCUCUCACAACCCUUGGACAAGCCGACAGGCCGCCAGCUGGGCUUCACCGAGGGCAACGAGUGGGAUUACACCUUUGACGUCAUGCACGACGUCGCCGGACUGGCCGAACUCGUGGGAGGGAGGGACAAGCUGGUCAAGCUCCUUGACGAUCACUUCGAGGGAGGCCAUAACGACCAGUCCAACGAGCCCUCCCACCACAUUCCUUACCUCUAUGCUCUGCUCGGCGAUCCAGCCUCAACUCAGCGUCGCGUGAGGGCCAUUGCCAAGGAGGCCUUCAGUGAUGAGCCAAACGGCUACGCCGGCAACGAGGACUGCGGACAGCAGAGCGCCUGGUACUGGUUCACCAGCGUGUUGGGUGUCUACCCCGUCUCACCGAUCAGCGGCGAGUACGUCGUCGGCUCUCCCUUCUUUGACCGCGUCGAGAUCAGGCUGCCGCCGAGGAGGAGGACGGAUGCGGAGACCCUCCUCACCAUCCUGGCUCCCGAGGCGGGCCAGAAACAAUAUGUGCACAGCCUCAAGAUCAACGGCGAGAAGAUUGCCAAGCCCGUCGUCACAUUUGACCAGAUCCUUCAAGGCGGUGUCUGGGAAUAUGAGAUGAGCAAAGAAGCACGGGAGUGGCAGAGCUAGUCUUGUCAUCACUGAAUUCUCGAGGCAAAGGGAAGCGAUGGCUCUACCGUCGAGGCCUGAGUCAAUUUCUUAUCAUGGACAAUGCAAAAC
Acaromyces ingoldii is the source of this 2771-nucleotide messenger RNA. RefSeq lists its product as hypothetical. The record is from RefSeq and is a predicted model, not a curated record. Bases 54 to 2681 code for a protein of 875 amino acids. Lineage: Eukaryota; Fungi; Basidiomycota; Exobasidiomycetes; Exobasidiales; Cryptobasidiaceae. Gene Ontology annotation, cellular component: cytosol; nucleus. Gene Ontology annotation, biological process: protein quality control for misfolded or incompletely synthesized proteins; protein deglycosylation; glycoprotein catabolic process. The transcript has 2 exons. Gene Ontology annotation, molecular function: carbohydrate binding; peptide-N4-(N-acetyl-beta-glucosaminyl)asparagine amidase activity.